This is a messenger RNA of Emiliania huxleyi CCMP1516, 336 nucleotides long. RefSeq lists its product as hypothetical. Gene Ontology annotation, biological process: tRNA wobble adenosine to inosine editing. NCBI's taxonomy places the organism in Eukaryota, Haptophyta, Isochrysidales, Noelaerhabdaceae. The transcript has a single exon. Gene Ontology annotation, molecular function: tRNA-specific adenosine deaminase activity. The annotation marks the transcript as partial. The record is from RefSeq and is a predicted model, not a curated record.
UUCAUGGACCUGGCGCUUGAAGAGGCUGCGGCGGCUCGCGAUGCAGGCGAGGUGCCCAUCGGGUCGGUGCUGGUGAUGGCUGGCGAGGUUGUGGCGUCCGCGCGCAACCGCGUCGAGGAGCUCCAGGACGCCUCCGCCCACGCCGAGAUGCUCUGCAUGCGCGCCGCCGCCGCGUCGCACGGCGGGUGGAGGCUCAACGCCGACGCGGCGGGCGACCCGUGCCCGAGCACGCUGUACGUGACGGUGGAGCCGUGUCCGAUGUGCUACGCCGCGCUGCACGGCUUCCGCGUGGAGCGGCUGGUGUACGGCGCGCCCAACGACCGCCUCGGCGCUGUG